Molecule: messenger RNA, 1557 nt
Organism: Psylliodes chrysocephalus
Lineage: Eukaryota; Metazoa; Arthropoda; Insecta; Coleoptera; Chrysomelidae
Source: the annotation of a GenBank genome assembly
AUGGAGUUAUUUAAAGAAAAGGAACAAAAUGAAGAAGAAAUAAUUGGAAAUUUUACACCACACAAUUUAGAGACUAAAUUAGUUAAAGCUUUUGACAAGGAAGUAAAAUUUUUAAUAAUUCAAAAUAAAAAGUUAUUAGCUCCAAAACAUUUAACGACUAUCGACGACCAAUCGUUUGAAAAUUUGAAAGAUGCAGACAUUCUUAAUAAAGCUGCAUUAUCAUUAAGAAAAUCAAUAUUGCAGGCUGAAAAGAAGAAAUUACCAAACGACAUAUGUGUACGCGACUUACAGGAAGGAGAAGUAACUGUGACUAAAGAUUUGUCGGAGUUUUAUAAUACUUUGAUCGCCGGUAGUAAUGGCAAACGGAAAAAAAAUCCAAAAUGCAUGCGACAAGUCCAAUCCUUGUGUGAAGACGUCGUUUAUUGUGUAUAUAAUGAGAAAUAUAAAACUUCUAAACACAUUAAGCUCGGAAUGACAUUAAAAAGUUUGACUAGCAGUCGUAAAAUUGUUGAUAUAAUUCACAGAUACGGACAUUCCAUUAUCUAUUCUGGAGUAGAAGAACUGGAAACAGAAACUACUUAUUUUUCAUUAAACAAAUCCAUGCUAUGUCCUAAAGCUAUUAAAAAAAAACCCAAUUUAUCUACUGUGGUUGCUUUUGAUAAUUUUGAUCGAUUUGUUGAGACUAGUAGCGGAAAAGAUACAAUGCACGAUACGGUUGGCAUUAUCUAUCAGAAUAUAGAUCCAAAUACUCAAGAUGAAUCCGAUGUUCAAAGUUUGCCUUCUGUUAGUAACCAGAAAACUUUCAAUUUGAGAAAGAGAAAACGGAGAACAUUUGAGGGAUUAAAUCUGAAAGAAGAACCUUACCCUAAGCAACCGAAGAUGAUUUAUAGUUUAGAUAUUUCUGUUCACGAAGAUGCAAUUAUGCCACCUACAAAUUUACAACUGUAUAGUAAUAUCGAUACAACUUGGAUGUUAAGCCACGCUCUGCAAUUACCAAAUCUUCCAAUGUGGGUUGGAUACAAUUGCUUGAUAAGUUAUCAUCAUAAUACAAAGCAAAUCCUUUCUUAUCUCACUCCUAUAAAUGCAUCACCGACUAACAAAUCAGUUAUUUUGGAAACUAUGAAACAAAGCCAGAGAAUUUGUGAGGAAGUUAAACAAUCUUCUAUUCAGGUUACUUACGAUCUUGCAAUUGCAAGAGUAGCCUUACAGAUUCAAGCUACCGAAGCACCUAAGUUUGACAAUAUAUUUAUACAUUUGGGGCCGUUUCAUAUUAUGAUGUCAUAUUUCAAGACUAUUGGAAAAUUUUUAGUUGACUGCGGCUUAACAAAUAUCAUGGUGCAAAGUAAUUUGCUAGCGUCGGGGUCAGUUGGUGGAUUUUUAGAGGGAAAACACUUCAAUAGAUGUAAAAGGCUGCAUCCAUUGAUGUCAGUGGGCCUUGAAACUUUACAUUUUAGAUCGUUUUUAGAUAUAAAUAUUAUACAAGUUACAGAUACAAUGAUAGAAGAAAUUAAUCGUCUUCAAAAUACUCUAAUAUCAUCGUUUAAUGUCGAAAAUUAA